Messenger RNA from Malassezia pachydermatis, 537 nucleotides. RefSeq lists its product as hypothetical. Gene Ontology annotation, cellular component: membrane. The record is from RefSeq and is a predicted model, not a curated record. The transcript has a single exon. The coding region runs from base 1 to 537 and encodes 178 amino acids. Gene Ontology annotation, molecular function: transmembrane transporter activity. Lineage: Eukaryota; Fungi; Basidiomycota; Malasseziomycetes; Malasseziales; Malasseziaceae.
AUGUUAAUUGCUCUGGUGUCGGACUACUUCCAAUGGCGCUUCAUCUCUGCUUUCCUCGCCAUGAUUCUCUUUGUCAUUGGAUUUGCAGUCAUGUAUGCGGCCGAAGGUUCUAUGACAAAAUAUGGUGGACUAAUAAUGCUUACUUGUGGAUGUUAUUCGGGUGUACCGCCUAUGUUUGCAUGGAUCGCAAACAACUCGGAAGGCCAUUACAAGAGAGCUACUGGCAUCGCAUUACUAGUUGUGUUCAACAACUGCGCUGGCUUAACAUCAUGCUUCUUGUUCCCUGAUAAGGACAAGAAGAAUGGUUUCCAUCUCGGCAAGCUUGUGAACUUGAGUAUCGCUGCUGUUGGUGCCUUUUUCGUUUUGCUAAUUGAGGUACUGACAUGGAUUGAGGUCAAGAAACGUGAGAAAAGCAAACGAGAUUAUCGUGUCGUGGACCUCUACGCUAAGACGCAUUGGACGAAGGACCAAAUGCGGACAUAUCUCGGUGAUGACCAUCCCGAAUACCGCCUGGAGCUGUACUUCAAAAUAGGUUGA